AGUCCUAAUUCUUCAUGUUACCAUGCCCAUAGACCACUCAGACACUGACAUUAAAGAACCGAAGCGAUACCAUCCUAACCCGGUAAUCAACUAAGAUUAAGUAGAUUUUCUACCUCCUUCCACGAAGAAGCCCGCAACUUCUACGCUCUCCAUCUCUUAUCAAUCCACACCAAAAAAUUCCCCAUACGAGUACGACCAUACUUUGGUAAGACCCGCCAUCAUCUGCUUGCUCGCAGCAGCACUAUUACCGGCUACUGAACUAACUUCUAAAUACGAUGGCAGUCAGUCAGUUCCCCUUCCGUUCUUGGUAGUUACGCCCCGUCCCCACAUUAAUUGCCCCGACAACGUCACAAGCUACGACAGUACCCUAAUCAUGCCGACCGACGAAAAACCCGCCGCCUCGACCAAGAUGAAGGUCUACUUGGCCUCUCCCUCCGCCCGCCCACUCUUCAAUUACAUCGUGCAGGAAUUUGGUUACGAGUUUUGCGAAAACAAGGAGGAAUGCGACAUCGUCGUUGCGUCCGACAUGGGCCGCGCGCGGGAGGAAGAAGCCGGGUUAAACGCGCUGCUGCGCCAGCUGCACUUGCGCGCGGGGGCGAAGAGAAAUCUAAGGUCUGUGAUACGGAACGGGGAAGGUAAGAAGAAAAUACAUUUACAUGUACGUUCGAGUUCUUGAAGGUUUCCGUUUCGCGAGGGCUUUUUUUCUACGGUUGUAAAAAUAUUUUUCUCGCUCACACACUUUGUUUCUCUCAUGCGUCGUAGUUGGCCUCGCCCUCGUCUUCCAGCAAAAAUAUGGACGCAGGUCAAAUUCGUCUUCGGUAAAGAAAAGCAUAAGCUGCAUCAGAAUCCAGGACUACAAUGAAGAUCUACACAUGCUUAUCCUCAUCCUUACAGGCACGACGAAAACCCAAACCGCGAGCGGGAACACCAUCACCAAACCGAAAUCCGCCGCGCAAGGCAAGGCCCAGCCCUUCGUGAAGGUCACGAAAAUUCCCGGUAUGGCGGACGUGUGCGAGAAAGUUAGGUUUCACAGGUUACUCCAGGUGGUCAAACCGUUUUUCGACAAGGAAGACUUAGACCUCCACGUGCCCGAGACCUACAUUCUCCCCGACCAAGCAGCGCUCUUACGCCGAGACUGCCGCGACCCCAAGCACGGGCUGAAAAACACGUUGAUCGUAAAGCCGGAAUUUGGCACGCAGGGACACGGGAUUUUCCUCUGCCGGGGGUUGGCCGAGCUGAACAACCACAUGGAGAAGUUCCACAUCAGCGGGAACGGCCGGAAAUCCGUCGCGCAGCAAUACGUGGAGAACCCGUUGUUACUCGACGGGCUGAAGUUCGACUUGCGGCUCUACAUUGUGGUCACCGAGGUGAUGCCGCACUUGAAGGCGUUGCUGUAUCGCGAGGGCUUGGCCCGGUUCUGUACAACGAAGUACAAAGGCGCAAAUCACCAGGACGACCGGGCGAAAAACGAGUCCAGUCAUUUGACAAAUUACGCGAUCAACAAGAAAUCGCUGCAAUUUCGGGAGGGGAAGUCGAAAAGACUAUUGUCUUCGACGUUGACGUUGCUGGAAAAACGGUACCCGGGGAAGUUCUCCAUUGCCACCUUCUGGCAGCAGAUGGAACAGAUCACGAAAAAGAUUUUGCUCGCAAUUUCCCCCAGUUUACUCACGGAAUUGAUGGCGGUGCAGGCUUUAAGCGAAGAUUUGAAGUUCGGCAACGCGGAUGUGACGUUUAACCACGUCAUCGGGAUCGACAUUCUGUUAGACCAAAACAUGAAGCCCUGGCUUCUCGAGUUGAACGCGACGCCCAGUUUAUCCAUCGAGAAAAUCGUCCCCGCACCCGCAAACGCAACGCCUUUAGCGGUCAACCUUCCGGGCGCGGUGUCGUCGGACGGGUUUCCGUUUCGGUCGAAAAACGCGGUGAACGCCCACGGGCUAAGCUCCUUUUACGCCAGUCCCUACCGGCAGGCGCAGCCGGGGAUGGCACAAAUGGAGGAGAGGGAAGGACAACUUCUACAGCAGAGCGGGGGAAUAAGCAACGGUGGUAGCGGCCCGAUUUUAUCUCCGAAUGGAAAGAAAAAGGAGAUCAACACGGCCCGGGGCGAGCGAUACAGUAGUCGCAAGCAGGACGCCAAGCCGGUUACCGUGAGGAACGAUUUCUAUGGAGCAGGAAGUACCAUACCUGCUGCAAAUAAGGAUAAGGAAAAAGACACGUCGUCGGCAACAGGAGCUGCAGCUAAGGGAACAACAUCAAAUGGUGCAACUUCGAAAGUAGACAAAGAUCCGAAUCCGAAGUCGAAAAUAUCUUCUGUUCGAGAAAAGAUCUCCAACAUUCCCGCAGCCUCCACCCCCACGAUCGGAACCUUCACCGAGAUCCCGAUCAUACUGAACCGCGCAGGCGCACCACCAAAGAAGAAUGAUAUUAGGCCCUCAUCCUCAACAAUAAACAACAUUAAGUCCUCCGACGACCACACGGAAGAAGACGGCAGUGACAUAGAGAAUUUCGUCGAGCAGAGCUCGGAACCUCCAGAAGAAAUAGACGAAGAGCUGGAUGGGGAAGAUACCGAAGAACGCCUGUCUAUGGAUGUGUCAGAGUUGAAAUCGACAAAGUUGAAAUAGUUUGCCAUGCAUAAAACAGAUACCAGCUAGACCUGCAGUUUGUAGUCGGCGCAUUACAAAUUUUCCCGGUCCUGGAAGCGAGUCUGUCAUGCGGUUUAGGGCAAAAGAUCUGCCUUCUGUCAUGCUAGUUAGCAGUCCAACUUUUGACCCUUGCCAGGACUAUAAUCUGCCUCCCGUGGGUCCUCUGCAAUAGAGUCACUUUUUGUAUCGCAUUUUAUGCAUUACAAAUUGAAAUUAUUUCAACUUUGACGAUUUCAAACCUGACGCUUCCAUACUGUCCAAUCUCUUGUCGAACAGUGGCAUGAUCCCUACUUCCGCCGGAGGACCAAGACAACUGGCAAGAAGCAGUACGAGAGAAGGCAACCACCGCACGUCGCCAAGAAGUUAUGACGACGAACUGCAGCAGUUUGAUCCUGCUCACGCGGCCGGCCUCGGUCAUCAAGUGAGAAACUCUCAAAAUGUAAUGAUUCCCGACGACCAGCGGUCCAGUUCUUCUACAACUGCCUCCAGCUCUUCCAACGGAGCAGGUCGUCACCACAAUGCGUUGAAAAAGCACAGCACGCGGGACUUCGAGGCCAGUCAGCAGAAAAACUACAUUUCCGAAAUUUUCGCCCGGGAUGUGGAGCGGGCGAAUCGGAUCGCGGCUAGAGGCAUCAACGACCCCAACGCAAACGCCUCGGACGCGCGGAGGAGUAGCGCCGCCGCGGCAAUGAAUGCUGGAGCAACUACGAAUGCAACAAAUAUGAACUCGUCGCACGUGAGUAACAGAGACCCGAUGUUCAAUAGCAUGCGAACUGGACAGACAACCCUGAACAGCCCGGCGCAGAAUAAACAGUUGUCCAGCAACAACAGUACAACUACCAACAAUGCAUCCUCACAUCAAGCGGCUUAUGGAACUUCCAUCGUCUCCAUGAGUGGUGGCGCCCCGACCACGCUCGGGGCUGCUGCAAAUGUGACCAGUCCCUACGCGAUGAUUCCAGGGUCCGUGGUCAACACGAGCAAUCUAAGGACGAAACGGGUUUUCGGGGGGCACGUUUGUACCUGCAUGGAGAUGCCGUCCGCCCCGCACUUCCACAUCGAGUCGGAGGUCGAUAUCCGGGCGAAGUACGGGCCGAUUAAGACCCUCUUGACCGAUUUUUCCAAAACCGUGCACGACCCGAGCAGCUGCUUCUUCAUGCCCAACAGCGCCAUCUUGGCGAAUAGCGUGUUGCAGGGGUUGUGCCUAGAUCACCACUGCAGCCAGAUCGCGUCUGGCCGGAGCAGCGAGGCGCUGCCGAACGGGACGAGGAACAACUACGGUAACAAUAACAACAGUAGCAAUUGGAACAAUUGUACGCAGAUCGAGAGGGGGGAACAUCAAAGAGACAGCAGUGUUCCACCUUUGAGCAGUCGCGAUAUCUACUGCACGAGUGCGGGGCCAGGAGGCAAUAAUUCCUGUUGUUCUUCCACUUCAGGGACAUGCGGUGGAUCUACUGCGCAGCCGAUGAAAAAUACCCGGCCACCAAAGAUUUGUGUCAACAGAAAGGGCGAAGUAACUUUGGAAUACGAUGAAACUUCUACGCGAGAAAUAAAGUCUAGCGCAGCACUUGGAAUUGAUCGAUCCCUCUCUCCCGCCGGACACCACCCGCCGUCCACUAGCACGCGCAACAGCAAACAGAGCAGUGGUUUGAAUAAGCCAGCGAUUUCUUCCGCGAGCUCGUCUGCAGUGGAAGUAGACGGCGCUGAUCCAAGUAAUACCAACGACCUCGACGACUUUUCUUUCGCAAGCUCUCCUACAGCCGCGCAGCAUAGUAUCAACGGGCUACAGCCGCACAUCAACAUGAAGGGCGUUUCGCUGCGAUUAUCCUCUCUCCCGAAUUUCAACACGGAUAAGCACGUCCCACAGUUGAAAGAAAUCCUGCGCCAAAACGAGCUUUUCCGGUCUAACCAGCUUGCGGAGCCCUGCCAGUGCCCGAUCAUUCUCGACGUGUGUAGCCGGUCGGCGGAAGGUGCGGAGUGCUACCUGAAGCUGUACCGCAUGUUUAGGAAAAUCGCGGAGUUGUACGUAGAGGUUAUGCUCGCGCCAAACAGGAAAUACUACAGCUACGGGAUUAACGCGACCAGGGACACGACGCUGACGGCAACAGCCACGACUGGAAGAACAGAUACUAACCUCGUUCAGAACAAUCAGGAUCAGGGCCAAGAGCAGAAGGACAACAACGCGCAGCCUGCGUCGAUUCUCUGCCUUUCGGACGUGCAGAAGAAGGUGUCAGGCUUGGUCCGGACGGAACCGAAACUCUUCUUCAAAUACCACCAAAUGAACUUUGACACGCUGUUAAGGGGCCUGGAAAAACUAAAGCGGGACCUCGCGGAAUCCUCGGACUUAUUGACCAAAUUUCCAAAGGUACUAUUCGUAUUGGUAUUCUUUAUCUUUUCGAAAACUUUUGUAUCAGCGCUGGAACAAUCUUCAAAGAGCAGAACAAGUGCAACACGUUGCUCACAUGGUGCAUAGCUUCAUGAUCUGAGUAGUAGUACCGCUUUUUCUUGAACAUGAAAUCACCAGCGUGCUGCAAAAGAAAAAAAUUGCAUCUGUAACAUUGUCUCAGGCAACGCCUGGUUCCAGCCCGAAAGCCCGACGCAAGCAGAUGCAGCUUACGUCCGCAACAAGUACCUCUAACGCGGUCCGACCUGCCCGCGUGGUGGAGGACACGCUCGGUGGUGGUAUCAAAUGCAAAAGUGUCUGGGUCUGGAAGAUUGGAACUUGUCAUGCUGUCUUUGGAUUCCAAAAAAAUCUGUAUUGCGUGACCAGCAACAGGAGUCCAGUUUGUGUUAUUCGGAGAGGGCAUUUCUCAUGCGGAAUAGGCAUCAUGAAGCCCUCUAAAAAUCUGUGAUGCUAGAUCAUGCAUUACAUGCGUCUUGGAUCAAAGAAAAUAUGCAUCACAAAUCCCGGAAUCUUCCAGACCCAGACAUUUUUGCAUUUGACAGGUGGGGUUUCUCUACUCAUCGUGGGCCUGACCGCGCUGGCCCAAGGUGGGUUCAACUACUACGAGGACUACGAUCUGGCGCUUGGGGUGUUGAGCUUGAUACAAAAGAUUAGACAGUAG
Molecule: messenger RNA, 5701 nt
Organism: Amoebophrya sp. A120
Lineage: Eukaryota; Dinophyceae; Syndiniales; Amoebophryaceae
Source: the annotation of a GenBank genome assembly